AUGAAAAUCUUUAGAUGUAAAUAUCUGAGCCAUGAAAAUGAAGAAAUAAUAGGAUUUUGUUUAAAUCAGAAUUGUUAAAAUGCAACUCAAUUUUGCUUUGAAUGUUUAAAUAUGAAUCAUUAAUAACAUUUCAAUGAUUGUAUUCGAUUCACUAAAAUUACUUAAUUUAUAAAUGAAUUCAUUCAACUGAAUAAUCAAUCUAAGAAAUAACUGUAAGAAAUCUCUAAAUAAGUCUAAAAUCAUUUUGAAUAGAUUUAAAAAAAUAUAGACCAGGACAUUAAAAUAUUAGAAAAUAUGAAUUAGUAACUUUCAAACAAUGAUUAUUUAACUUUUAAGUCAUAAAUUCACAUAAUCAAACACUAUUAUUCAAAGGAAAUAGAAAAUUAAAUAUGUAUCCUUUUUUAUUCUUAAUAUAGAAUACUAAGUAUUACAAUUGAAUAAAAUUCUUGAAACAAUUAAGAGUAAGGUAGCAAAAUAAAAUCAAGUAGUUGAUUAAACUAAUUCUGUUUAGAAUAAAGAUUCUAAUAAUGAGGUGAACAAUGAUUUUAAACAGAUGGAAAUUUGCCCCUUUUAAGAAAUAUUUAAUAACGGUAUAACAAAUCUUAUUGGAAAAUAGGUAUUGUAUUACACGAUUUACAGAGAUACUAAGAAGCAAUUGAGAGUUUUAAUAUAGCUAUUUCUAUUAAUCCCAAUGAUGAUAGUAUAUGGAAUUAUAAAGGUAUUUAAUUUCGACAAAUUAUUAUAGGUUCAGCAUUAAAUAAUUUAAACAAAAUAUAAGAAGCUAUUGAGUACUACGAUAAAGCUAUUUCAAUUAAUCCCUGCAAUGAUGACGCUUGGAAUAAUAAAGGUAAUAAAAUUUCAACAUAUUAUAUAGGUUAGGCAUUAAUCACUCUAAAGUAAUACCAAGAAGCUAUAAAUUGCUAAGGCAAAGCUAUUUCAAUUAAUCCCAAAAACGAUAAAGCGUGGUGUAAUAAAGGUAAUGAAUUUUAAUGUAUUAUUGUAUAGGUUCAGCAUUACACAAUCUAAAGAAAUACUAAGAAGCAAUGGAUUGCUACGACAAAGCUAUUUCACUUAAUCCCAAAAACGAUAAAGCAUGGUAUAAUAAAGGUAAUGAAUUUUAAUGUAUUAUUGUAUAGGUUUUACAUUACAAAGUUUUCAGAAAUACUCAGAAGUUAUUUAUUGCUACGACAGAGCUAUUUCAAUUAAUCCUUAAUAUGAUUUAGCCUGGAAUAACAAAGGUAAUUAAUUUAUAUCUAUUAUUACAUAGGUUCAGCAUUAAACAAUUUAAAGAAGUACUCAGAUGCUAUUGAAUGUUUCGACAAAGCGAUUUCUAUUAAUCCUAAAUAUUAUAAAGCAUGGAAUAAUAAAGGUAAUGAAUUUUAAUAUAUUGAAUUUAGGCUACGCGUUACAUGGUUUACAGAAAUGCUCAGAAGCUAUUGAAUGUUUCGACUAAGCUAUUAUGUUAAAACCUAAAUUUAAGACGGCAUUGAAAAACAAAGGUAAUAAAAUUCAAAUGUAUUAUUAAUAGGUUCAGCAUUAAGUAGUUUAGAGUAAUACUAAAAAGCUAUUGAAUGCUUCGACAAAGCUAUUUCCAUUGAUCCUAAAUUUGAGAUAGCUUAUAGUGAUAAAGGUAAAUUUUUUAUCAUAAGUUAGGUCUGGCACUACAUAAGUUAAAGUAAUAUAAAGAUGCAAUUUUAAGUUUUGAUUAAGCCUUGUCCAUUGGUAUAAAUCUUCUGAGUUUAAUACGAAAAGGUACAUUAUCCUAAAUUAAUAGUUUUAUUUAGCUGA
Paramecium octaurelia is the source of this 1788-nucleotide messenger RNA. The record is from the annotation of a GenBank genome assembly. NCBI's taxonomy places the organism in Eukaryota, Ciliophora, Oligohymenophorea, Peniculida, Parameciidae.